UUUAAUAUCAUAGCUCUGAGGGGGGUUCGUUUGCGUUUUGAGUUUUUAACUGUUUUGUCAAGGUUACCUCGUUGUCAUGACAAGUGUCUAGAUAGUGACUAAUUAUCAUGGAUGUCAUUGGUAGCACUUACAAAGGACAGACGAAAAAUGGCAGGAUGGAGGGAAAAGGAGAGUACACAUUUCCCACAGGAACCAAGUAUGUGGGAGAGAUGAAAGAGGGGAUGUUCCAUGGAAGUGGAGUGCUGUACUUUCCAAAUGGAAGCAAAUAUGAAGCCACUUGGGAGAAUGGCAGAGCCCAUCAGGGGCUGCUCACCUUUGCGGAUGGUCUGCAGUACCAGGAGUACGACUGGGAUUACUGUGACGGUUACGACAGGCGCUUCUACAGCGAGAGGUGCAAUGGGCUCAGACCUGCAGGAGAGUCUCAGCUAACAGAUCUGCACCCUCCUUGUGUCAUUCCUGAUGGGUGCUAUGAUUGUGGGGAAGGUUUCUACGACCCCAGUACCAGAGUCGUCACUGCCUACACCGGCGCAUUCCUCAGGCUUGCAGAUAACUCGGAGCAUACAUGGAUUGUGCAGACUUGUCGAAAAGCUCAAGAUGUGGAUGUUAAACCUGCUUCAACACCUACAGAUAACAAUACAGACGUUUAAUAGUUUUGGGUUUUUUUUCUAAUAUGGUAAAACUAGAAACCUUUUGUGCUGUUAGAU
Thalassophryne amazonica is the source of this 704-nucleotide messenger RNA. RefSeq names its product MORN repeat containing 5 (gene morn5). The record is from RefSeq and is a predicted model, not a curated record. The transcript has 6 exons. NCBI's taxonomy places the organism in Eukaryota, Metazoa, Chordata, Actinopteri, Batrachoidiformes, Batrachoididae. Bases 108 to 647 code for a protein of 179 amino acids.